This is a messenger RNA of Sorghum bicolor (sorghum), 489 nucleotides long. RefSeq names its product RNA polymerase II degradation factor 1-like. The transcript has 4 exons. The record is from RefSeq and is a predicted model, not a curated record. Lineage: Eukaryota; Viridiplantae; Streptophyta; Magnoliopsida; Poales; Poaceae. Bases 1 to 489 code for a protein of 162 amino acids.
AUGGCGAAAAGGCUCAAGGUGGGAGCGACCUCCAGGGAUUCAGGAUCCUCCGACCCUCGACCGCCGACCGGUGCUGAGAGCGCCCCGCCCAGUCCCCUGGCGGAGCAGAGGAGGAAAGAGGAAAAAGAGCGUGAGCAGGAGAAGCGGCAUCAACCGCAGGAGGAACAGCAGCCGCUGCCAACGGGAGGAGAGGUGGGGUGGCCGUCAGCAGGUCCCCAGCUCGAGGAGCUGCUGGAGCAGGACCGUCGCCAGGAGCCGCAGGAGCCCCAGGAGCAGCAGCAGCAGAGGGGCCAGCAGUCGGAGGAACCGCUCGAGCCUCCUCCCCACGGACUCAAAGACGAGCUGCUAGCCACCCAAGUCGAGGCCCGGUCCAUCAAGACCCAGCUCGAGGGGGAGGUUGCCUUGAAUGGUCGUCUACGGACUGCGAUAAGCGACCUUUCGACCUCCUGGGAGCUUGAGCCUAUUGAUGAGUCAAGGGAGGAGGCUUGA